AUGGAAAUGGCAGUAGCGUGCAAAGGGAGCAGUUAUUGUUGCACUUUUCUUUUUCAUUUAUUCUUUAUUGUCUCUUGUCUUCUCUCUCUCUCUCUCUCUCUCUUUCUCUUGUCUUCUCUCUCUUUCUCUUGUCUUCUCUCUCUUUCUUUCUCUUUCUCUUGUCUUCUCUCUCUCUCUUUCUCUUGUCUUCUCUCUCUUUCUUUCUCUUGUCUUCUCUCUUUUCUUUCUCUUGUCUUCUCUCUCUCUCUUUCUCUUGUCUCUCUCUCUUGUUUCUUUUUUUCUCUUGUCUUCUCUCUCUUUCUUUCUCUUUCUCUUGUCUUCUCUCUCUCUUUCUCUUGUCUUCUCUCUCUUUCUCUUUCUCUUGUCUUCUCUCUCUCUCUCUUUCUCUUGUCUUCUCUCUCUCUUUCUCUUGUCUUCUCUCUCUCUCUUUCUCUUCUCUCUCUCUCUCUCUUUCUUGUCUUUCUCUCUUUCUUUCUUUCUCUUGUCUUCUCUCUCUCUUUCUCUUGUCUUCUCUCUCUCUCUUUCUUGUCUUCUCUCUCUCUUUCUCUUGUCUUCUCUCUCUCUCUUUCUCUUGUCUUCUCUCUCUUUCUCUCUUUCUCUCUCUCUUUCUCUUGUCUUCUCUCUCUCUCUUUCUCUUGUCUUCUCUCUCUCUCUUUCUCUUGUCUUCUCUCUCUUUCUUUCUCUUGUCUCUCUCUCUCUUUCUCUUGUCUUCUUUCUUUCUCUUUCUCUUGUCUUCUCUCUCUCUUUCUUUCUUCUCUCUCUCUUUCUCUUGUCUUCUCUCUCUUUCUUUCUCUUGUCUUCUCUCUCUUUCUUUCUCUUGUCUUCUCUCUCUUUCUUUCUCUUGUCUUCUCUCUCUCUCUCUUUCUCUUGUCUUCUCUCUCUUUCUUUCUCUUGUCUUCUCUCUCUCUUGUCUUCUCUCUCUUUCUUUCUCUUUCUCUUGUCUUCUCUCUCUCUUUCUCUUGUCUUCUCUCUCUCUUUCUCUUGUCUUCUCUCUCUCUCUCUUUCUCUUGUCUUCUCUCUCUCUCUUUCUCUUGUCUUCUCUCUCUUUCUUUCUCUUGUCUUCUCUCUCUCUCUUUCUCUUGUCUUCUCUCUCUUUCUUUCUCUUGUCUUCUUUCUCUUUCUCUUGUCUUCUUUCUCUUUCUCUUGUCUUCUCUCUCUCUCUUUCUCUUGUCUUCUCUCUCUUUCUUUCUCUUGUCUUCUCGAUUUCUCCCUCUUGUCUUCUCCCUCUCUCUCUCUGUCUUCUCCCUCUCUCUCUUUUGUCUUCUCCCUCUCUCUUUCUUUUGUCUUCUCCCACUCUCUCUUUUGUCUUCUCUCUUUCUCUUUUUCUUCUUCUCUCUCUUCUUCUCUCUUGUCUUCUCUCUCUCCCUCUCUCGCUUGUCUUCACUCUAUCUAUCUCUCUUGUCUUCUCUCUAUCUAUCUAUCUAUCUAUCUAUCUAUCUAUCUAUCUAUCUAUCUAUCUAUCUUGUCUUCUCUCUCUCUCUCUCUCUCUUGUCUUCUCUCUAUCCCCCUCUCUCUCUCUCUCUCUUGUCUUCUCUCUAUCCCCCCUCUCUCUCUCUCUCUCUCUCUCUCUCUUGUCUUCCUUUCUUUUUUCUUUCUCCUUCGUCUGCUUUCUCACUUCCUUUCUCCCUCUUUCAUAUCCUGCUAUCAAAUGUUGUUCCUGUUGGUGUUUCUGUCUUUCUUGUUAUUUCUGUUCCAACCAUUGUUGUUGUUCCUGUUGGUGUUUCUGUCUUUCUUGAUAUUUCUGUUCCAACAAUUGUUGUUGUUGUUGUUGUCUUUCCUGAUAUUUCUGUUGGUGUUUGUUGUUCCUUAGUUGUUGUUCCUGUUGGUGUUUCUGUCUUUCUUGAUAUUUCUGUUCCAACAGUUGUUGUUGUUCCUGUUGGUGUUUCUGUCUUUCUUGAUAUUUCUGUUCAAACCGUUGUUGUUGUUCCUGUUGGUGUUUCUGUCUUUCUUGAUAGUUCUGUUCCAACCGUUGUUGUUGUUGUUCCUGUUGGUGUUUCUGUCUUUCUUGAUAUUUCUGUUCCAACAGUAGUUGUUGUUCCUGUUGGUGUUUCUGUCUUUCUUGAUAUUUCUGUUCAAACCGUUGUUGUUGUUCCUGUUGGUGUUUCUGUCUUUCUUGUUAUUUCUGUUCCAACCGUUGUUGUUGUUGUUCCUGUUGGUGUUUCUGUCUUUCUUGAUAUUUCUGUUCCAACAGUUGUUGUUGUUCCUGUUGGUGUUUCUGUCUUUCCUGAUAUUUCUGUUCAAACCGUUUUGUUGUUGUUCAAUUGUUGUUGUUCCUUUGUUGUUGUUCCUGUUGGUGUUUCUGUCUUUUUGAUAUUUCUGUUCCAACGUUGUUGUUGUUCCUGUUUGUUUUGUCUUUCUUUGUUCCAACAAUUGUUCCUGUUGGUGUUUCUGUCUUUCUUGAUAUUUCUGUUCCAACAAUUGUUGUUGUUCCUGUUGGUGUUUUCUGUCUUUCUUGAUAUUUCUGUUCCAACCGUUGUUGUUGUUCCUGUUGGUGUUUCUGUCUUUCUUGAUAUUUCUGUUCCAACCGUUGUUGUUGUUCCUGUUGGUGUUUCUGUCUUUCUUGAUAUUUCUGUUCCAACCGUUGUUGUUGUUCCUGUUGGUGUUUCUGUCUUUCUUGAUAUUUCUGUUCCAACAGUUGUUGUUGUUCCUGUUGGUGUUUCUGUCUUUCUUGAUAUUUCUGUUCCAACAAUUGUUGUUGUUCCUGUUGGUGUUUCUGUCUUUCUUGAUAUUUCUGUUCCAACAAUUGUUGUUGUUCCUGUUGGUGUUUCUGUCUUUCUUGAUAUUUCUCUUCCAACCGUUGUUGUUGUUCCUGUUGGUGUUUCUGUCUUUCUUGAUAUUUCUCUUCCAAACGUUGUUGUUGUUCCUGUUGGUGUUUCUGUCUUUCUUGAUAUUUCUGUUCCAACCGUUGUUGUUGUUCCUGUUGGUGUUUCUGUCUUUCUUGAUAUUUCUGUUCCAACCGUUGUUGUUGUUCCUGUUGGUGUUUCAACAACUCUAGCAUUUCACUUUUAA
Molecule: messenger RNA, 3009 nt
Organism: Acanthosepion pharaonis
Lineage: Eukaryota; Metazoa; Mollusca; Cephalopoda; Sepiida; Sepiidae
Source: the annotation of a GenBank genome assembly